GCUGUAUAUGAUUAUUCCUCUGUGGGCUCUGCUCUCCAUCACACAGACAAAAACACAAGAUAAUUGUGUUUGUGAGUUCAUCAGCUCAGGAAAAUCCUUUCCUCAUGACAAACUCAAAAUGGUGCAGGACAGUGCAUCCAACUGCAACAGCCUUGUCACCCCUCAGAACACCUUGGGGUUGGAGAGUCUGCUGCUCGGUCUGGACCGACGACUGCCUGAGCUGGAGGAGGACAUAGCGAUGCUGGAGCAGGAGGAUGAUGGCAAACUGUACGGUGCUCUCAGUUUGCACGUGAUUGAGAACGAGCUCACUGAGGUCCAACAGCUGAUUGAAAAACUCAACAGCACAACCUUUGAGCACAAACUCCUGAGUGAUAACACAGCUCAGAAGUUGGAGAAUGUGAAAGAAGAAAUGCAGGAACUGGAAACRUUUGACGCCAUGCAGGUGGUGAAGAACCAACAAGCCAACCAGCGCCUAAAGAGAGACCUGGACCAGUGCAGGAAUGGUGGACUUCAUCCCACCCACCAGCCCACCAAGCCUACAGAAGGAACCUGUCCCCACGGUCGAUUCCUAAACRUCACCGGACCGAGAGUCUUCACAGCAGGAGAGUAUCCGGGUUCGUACAARUAUGGAGCCUGGGGUCGAGAUCCCAAACCAGAGGAGGGGAAGAAGAACUGGUACUGGCUGGUCAUGAUGACGUCCAGCAACGUUUUCUCCAACUACGUCCGUUUCUACUCCAGCCUGAGCUCUUUAAUUGUUGGAGUGAGUACCCCAGGUAAUGUCCUGAUCCAUGUAACUAACCCAACCACCAACACCAUCCAGGGUCCGAAUGUGGUUCUGUUCGGCGAUGCCCUUUACUACAACUGUUACAACAGUUAUUCUGUUUGUCGAUUCAACCUCACAGCAAAAACUAUCACCACAUUACAACUACCCCAGGGAACCAGGUACAACUCAAAAGCUAAUUUCUGCCACCUUGAUGAAUGCUACGUAUACACCGACCUGGACCUGGUCACAGAUGAGUCUGGUGUCUGGGUGGUCUACACCACCACCCAGGACUUUGGAUACUUGGUUCUGUCCAAGGUGGAGGUGGAGAAGGACCAGCAGCUGACUCUUGGUCAAACCUGGCGCACUUCGUUUCCCAAAAACGGUGUCACCAACACCUUCAUGGCCUGCGGUAUUCUCUACGCAACGCGCUACGUUGACAAGAACUUGGAAGAGAUCUUUUAUUCGUUUGACACCACAACAGGGAAGGAGAAGUUUAACAUUGGUAUCUUCAUAAAUAAGAUGUCUCCUAGUAUUCUUUCCUUAAACUACAGUCCAGUGGACCAGAUGCUGUAUGCCUACUGUGACUCCAAAAUGGUCUCCUAUGAGGUUUUGUUUCAGAAGGGGGGCGACUACGAUCUGUAUGGUUCUUUUAAGUGACAGACGUUUUACUGAMAUCAGUGUAUGCUGUAAAAAAUCAUAAACCUGAUGGUUUAUUUAUAACCAAAUUCCACUUGUGUUUCCUUCUACGCCUUUUCAAUAAAAUUCGUCCCUUCUGCUUUGCACUUUUUUUUUCAACAGAUAAACUCAAUUUAUAAUUUCAGCCAAGAAUGUAAGGAGUAUUGUAAAGAAUUUGACACGAUCUCUGAAAUUCUGAGAUGUAUUCUUUAUUUCUUACUUGUUACUUGAUCAGUACAUGGACAGAGACAUCUACCUUUGUAUUUAUAUAGUAUACAUAUAUUAUAUUUAAAUUUUACAAUACACAUUUGAAUGACAAUGAAGCAGGUGGGAGUCUUUCUACAGUCGUGAAUAGAAACAAGCUAACAGGGAAGACCCCCACAAUAUAAAACAAACAAGAAAAAUAAAGAACUUAUUGCUUCAUACAAAUGAUUCAUAAUGGCAGUAAGAAGAAGCAUAAGAGUAGUAGUAACACAUUUAUCAAGAUUAUUAUACCAGUAUGAUGUUACACCCUACAGUUACCUAUAAAAAAAA
Molecule: messenger RNA, 1972 nt
Organism: Austrofundulus limnaeus
Lineage: Eukaryota; Metazoa; Chordata; Actinopteri; Cyprinodontiformes; Rivulidae
Product: olfactomedin-4
Exons: 7
Coding region: 8-1420 (470 amino acids)
Biological process (GO): signal transduction
Source: RefSeq, a predicted model, not a curated record